AUCGCAGUCGGUUAUCUUCCCCUGUUUCGCCGCUAGGUGCGCUUUACACCCGGUCCUGGAAAUGUAAACAUCUUGGAAUGUACAUGUCCGUUAUUUACUCGAUGUUGGAUCGCUACUUGUACACUUAUGGAUUCUAAGUUUGGAAGCUUAACAAUUCCGGAAUUGAAAAAGGAAUUGAAGAAAAGAAAUGCGAAACAAUCGGGUAGAAAGAAAGAUUUAGUAGAAAGAUUGGAAGCCUAUGAAAGAAAUUUGAACUUUGGACAAUCUGAUGUAUCUGCACCUGAUUAUUAUAUUACGCUUCCAGAGAAAAGUAAUUAUAAAGAUGUUAAUUCUGACACAAAAUUCUGUCCAAUUACAUUAGAAAAGGUGAAUGACUAUCUUGAAGCGUUUGACAAAAAUUUCGACAUUGCACUGACAAAGAAAAUUUAUGAUGAAAAGUUUUUACUAUUUUUCCGCCUUGCAAGUGACUGUGAUGACAGUAAAUUGUAUGUUAACAGCUGUUGCCAGGCUGAGAUGAAAAAAAGUGUUUCAUACAAAAUCGAUAUUGUUUUUAAAAGGAAUGGGGACAUUCUUGAGAGUCAGUGUGAGUGUGCUGCAGGAAUGGGGCCAAAUGCACAUUGUAAACAUGUAUGUACAGUCUUAUAUGCAUGUAUCAUAUUUGCAACUAAAAAAACAGUACAUGUACAGGAAACAUGCACACAAAAGCUGCAGACCUUUCAAAAGUGCAAAAGAUACAUUGGAAGUCCUUUAAAGGCUAAUCAGUUAAAUUUACCAGGAGCAGAUGAAUUUACAUCACUAGACUUUGAUCCACGCCCUCCACAAUUUAGAAACCAUCCUGGUUACAAGGACCACUUUAGAAACGCAUGUCUCAGUGUUGCUGGCUCAUCAAUGAUGCCAAUAUUUCAACUGUUUGAACCAGCUAACAGCUUGGCUGUCGCUCAUGACCAUGACUAUUUAUUGUUAACCCCUGAAGAUCAUUUUUUAGAGUGUAUUCUUGUAACCAAAAUUACACUGGAAGAAAGAAAAGCAAUUGAAAGGAGAACCAUAGGACAGAGUAAAAACCCUCAGUGGUAUGAUGAAAGAACAAAGAGAUUGUCAUCAUCAAUGUUUGGUCGCAUUGUGAAAGCUCUGAAUUCUGACAAAACAGACAAAACAAAACUAGCAUCUUCAUUGGUGAAUGUAGUCAAAAUAACUGCUCCAGCAUUAAAACAUGGACUUAAAUAUGAAACAAUGGCCAUAUCCAGAUAUAUGACAGAAUCUGGAGAGGAAGUUAAAAUGUGUGGCAUUGUUGUUGCCAGAGAUUUUCCAUUUUUGUCCUGCUCACCAGAUGGCAUUAUAAAUAACAAACGAAUAGUUGAAGUGAAGUGUCCUUAUUCUGCUAAAGAUAAACCAAUUAACAGUGUAACUGUGCCCUAUCUGAAAUCUGACAAAGAAUCUGGAUUUUAUUUAGAUAAGAAUCAUGAUUAUUUUUUUCAAAUUCAAGGUCAACUUCUUUGUACUGAGGCAGAAGAGUGUGUGUUUAUUGUUUACACAAUAACUGACAUGGUUUACUUUAAAGUACCUCGUGACGAAGAUUUUAUUAUGAAAAUGAUACAGGGCUUGAAAACCUUUUUUGAUUUGUAUUUCAAGGAAGCACUUUUAGAAAAACGAUUUUACAAAACAUAUGUUGAGUAAUGGUGACACUUAAAAGAUUUCUGAAAACAUCAAACUUUAUUGAUAAUAGUAAGAGAAUACAUGCAUAGUGUAUUGAUGGUCAAUGAUUUAUACAUGUGAUGUAUUUAUAAAACUAUCAAAAAUAUUUUGCUCAUAGAAUUAUAGAAAAAAUAAAU
Molecule: messenger RNA, 1829 nt
Organism: Ruditapes philippinarum (Manila clam)
Lineage: Eukaryota; Metazoa; Mollusca; Bivalvia; Venerida; Veneridae
Exons: 2
Coding region: 127-1674 (515 amino acids)
Molecular function (GO): zinc ion binding
Source: RefSeq, a predicted model, not a curated record